AUGUCUCACGACCAGACCGCUGAAGACAAAAGCAAGCAGGGCUCUGACGAAAGGACCAAGUCGAGCGCGGAGAAAGAAGUUGAUGAAGAUUGGCAGAAUGUGAAGGUGAACGAAGAGGCAAGCAUUAUUACUCAGCCGAAGUGCCUCGCGUCGGCUUACACCAAUAAUCUCGCACAGGGAGUCCCUGAGACUGCCUCAGACGACGAAGCAUCGCAGAGGCUCCGAGAGUCUCCAGAAGUCAUUACGGAGGAGGCCACGGAGGAGUUCACAAUGAUUGAAAGCAAAGAUGUUCCAACGGCGGAGAAUUUGGAGGCGAAUGGCAAGCCGUAUGGUGGAAGUCCGCCUCUUACCUACUACCUCUCGUAA
Molecule: messenger RNA, 366 nt
Organism: Pseudocercospora fijiensis CIRAD86
Lineage: Eukaryota; Fungi; Ascomycota; Dothideomycetes; Mycosphaerellales; Mycosphaerellaceae
Exons: 2
Coding region: 1-366 (121 amino acids)
Source: RefSeq, a predicted model, not a curated record